This is a messenger RNA of Magallana angulata, 2583 nucleotides long. RefSeq lists its product as uncharacterized. Lineage: Eukaryota; Metazoa; Mollusca; Bivalvia; Ostreida; Ostreidae. Gene Ontology annotation, biological process: DNA replication. The record is from RefSeq and is a predicted model, not a curated record. Gene Ontology annotation, molecular function: DNA binding; DNA-directed DNA polymerase activity; nucleotide binding. The transcript has a single exon. The coding region runs from base 1 to 2583 and encodes 860 amino acids.
AUGGGAGUCUGGAUGUUUAGUGAGAGUCACAAAGGAUUUACUAUCUUUUUCCAUAAUCUCUCAUAUGACGGAUCAUUCCUGUUACAGUACUUAUUGUCACAAACUCUGCGACCCUCGUUCAUUAUUUAUCGAGGUAGCAAGAUUCAGAUGUUUAAUGUCGACGCAUUAAACAUUAGAGUCCUGGACUCUUACAAUGUCCUCCCCAUGGCUUUAGCCAAACUCCCCAAGGCCUUCCAGUUGGACUCUUUAAAAAAGGGAUAUUUUCCUCAUUUCUUCACGAGCGCAAAUAAUUUGAACUACGUUGGAACCUAUCCUCCCGCCGAAACAUACGGACCUCAUGCGAUGUCAGUAGAGGGUAGACUUGAGUUUUACAAAUGGUACGAGAGCAAAAUUGCCGACAAUGCUGUGUUUGACUUUCAAAAAGAAAUGCUCGAAUACUGCCGUAGUGAUGUAGACAUCCUCCGACGAGCCUGUCUGAAAUUUAAGAACCUUCUGUGGGAAGCAACCUCAAUAGAUGGCGGUCAUGGUGUAGAUGCUUUCGAGUCUUGUACCAUAGCAUCACUCUGCAUGAAUGUCUUCAAGACCAAAUUCUUACCGGAAGAUUGGAACAUACUUGUUCAGGAAAACAAUCAAGAACGAUGGUUACUCGAGCGACGUCUCAAUGGUAAGGCAACAGUUUGGUAUCAGGAUCGAUGGAUUCCUAGCAAGGACCUCGGACUUGAAAUCUUAAAGGAGGAAUUUGUGUCCUCCCCCAUUGCUCGACCUCCUCCAAAGGGAUAUCACUCAAAAGUCAACUUCAGCAAGAAAUCCAUUGCUUGGCUGGAGUGGCUACGACAUUGCGAACGAAAAGAGGGGAGGAAACUGGACAUUAAACACGCCCUCACUUCAAAUGGAGAGUAUCGCAUACCUGGAACGCGGUAUUCGGUAGAUGGCUACGUAAUGCCUAGUGUCGAUAAUCGCGGUGGUGUUGCAUACGAGUUCCACGGAUGUCGCUAUCACGGUUGUCCCGUUUGCUACAAGAAUCAGGAAAUCGUUCUCGUACCUGGUUCAAAGCAAACGGCGCUGGAAUUGUUGGCACUUACGAAAAGAAAAGAGAAUCGGCUCCGAGAACUCGGACUCAAAGUUGUCGUCUGUUGGGAACAUGAUUUUGAUGCUUUGUUAAAAACAAAUCCCGAAGCUAAGGCGUUUGUCGAUCAACUCGAUCUGGUUGACAGACUAGAUCCCCGCGACAGACUAAUGGGUGGACGCACAAACGGAUGCACGUUAUAUAAGAAAGCCACAAAGGGAAUGAUGAUUCAUUAUGUGGAUUUCACGUCCUUGUAUCCUUUUGUGAAUAAGACCUGUCAAUAUCCGGUUGGUCACCCUGAGAUCAUUACUCGAGAUUUUUCUGAUCUCUCAUCUUAUUUUGGAUUAGCUAAAGUCAAAAUCUUACCUCCACGAGGUCUCUUUCAUCCUGUCUUAGGAUAUCGUACUGGAGGUAAAUUAACAUUUCCUCUUUGUCGAACGUGCGUGGAAAAUCAACACCAAUCUCCCUGUACCUGCUCCGACGACCAGAGAGCCUUGACUGGAACGUUCUGCACUCCUGAACUUAUCAAAGCCAUCGAAAAAGGGUAUAGAGUUUUAAAAAUCUAUGAAGUCUACCACUGGAAAGAGACCUCACAGUAUGAUCCGAAGACGCAAACUGGGGGUCUCUUUGCCUCCUACAUCAACCUGUUUCUCAAAAUUAAACAGGAGGCUAGUGGACGACCUUCGUGGGUCAAGUCUGACGAGGAUCUCAGGAGGUAUGUGGAAAAGUACGAGCAAAGAGAAGGUAUCAAACUAGAUUCGUCUAAAGUGGAACACAAUGCAGGUCUCAAAAGUCUGGCUAAACUCCUUUUGAACAGCUUCUGGGGUAAAUUCGGUCAACGUCAAAAUCAAACCAAAACCAAGUUCUUACACGAUAGCCAGGCCAGUGAACUUUUUGGUCAACUAACAAAUCCAACCGUGGAGGUUGUCGAUUUUCAAAUUGUCAACGACGAAAAUCUAAUGCUUUCUACAAAACGCAUCUCCGAGGAAUUAUGCUUACCUGGUCAUACUAAUGUAUUUUUAGCUUCCUUUACCACCUGCUGGGCGCGGUUACAGCUCUACGAUUUACUGGAUCGUUUACAGACACGUGUGCUCUACUGGGACACUGAUUCCGUGAUUUUUACCUCGAUCGAGGGGCAGUGGAACCCUCCCGUCGGUGAUUAUCUCGGAGAGCUUACAAACGAGCUCGAUGAGGAUGAUUGGAUUACAGAAUUUGUCUGUAAUGGUCCUAAAAAUUACGCUUACCAGACACACAAAGGUAAACGGGUGUGUAAAGUCAAGGGGUUUUCCUUGAAUUUCGACAACUCACAGAUCCUAAACUUGGAGAACAUGAAAGACGCCAUGUUUAAUCGAAAUGAACCUGGUGUAGGAGAUUAUCAGACCAAGAAUCCAAGUAAAAUUUGUCGCGAGAAAAUACAGUCAGAAAUUUACUCUCAGGAAGAAGUUGAACAGUACUCAGCAGUCUACAGCAAACGUGUCGUUCAGACAAACCUUUCAACUCUACCAUAUGGUUACUAA